This is a messenger RNA of Calliphora vicina (urban bluebottle blowfly), 2450 nucleotides long. RefSeq names its product sodium- and chloride-dependent neutral and basic amino acid transporter B(0+)-like. Gene Ontology annotation, biological process: sodium ion transmembrane transport. The coding region runs from base 413 to 2209 and encodes 598 amino acids. The record is from RefSeq and is a predicted model, not a curated record. Gene Ontology annotation, cellular component: plasma membrane. NCBI's taxonomy places the organism in Eukaryota, Metazoa, Arthropoda, Insecta, Diptera, Calliphoridae. The transcript has 10 exons. Gene Ontology annotation, molecular function: L-amino acid transmembrane transporter activity.
AUUAAAACUAAAGCUAAAAAAAUUAAAAAAAAUUCAUAUGAAAAUAUUAUAAUAAUACGGAUGAAUUAAUCAAAAAAAUAACGUUAUUUUCCUUAAUUAUUAAUUUCAAGAACAAGUGUUUUUAUUUUUCCUGCUAAAUAUUAUUAUCGUACAUUUUUCAAUACCUAGUACAUGCACUCAAGAAAUUUGUUUUAAUUAUAAAUAUUUGUUUGUUUAUUUAUUUUUCUUAAUUCUUUUGUUCAUAAUUUUGAAAUUCAAUGUCAAGUUCAUACACGGCAAAUUUUGUAGAUAAAAGCUGAAGAAAAUAAAAUUCAAAAAAUAAAAAAAAAGAAACGAAAAUUGUGCAAAAGAAAUUGUUUAUUUAUUUGUGUGUUUUUGUUUAUGGUUUCCAAAAUAUUUUGCUGGCUUGAAAAUGGUGUAUGAAUCAUCGUAUGAAAGUGGCCGCAGUCCCUUUUUGCCCGAUACCAAACGUGGUUAUUGGGCCAAUCCCAAUGAUUUUGUCUAUGCUGGUCUGGGUCUGGCAUUCCGUUUGGAUGUGUUUUCAAUGUCAUGGUUCUUUAUGAUGGAAUCGAGUGUUAUUGCCUUUGUGCCCAUAUAUUUAUUAAGUUUAGUUAUCUAUAUAAUACCAUUUAUUGUGAUACAAUCAUUUUUGGGUCAAUUUUCCAGUAGUGGCUACAUCUCAGCAUUUCGUUUAACGCCUCUCUUUAAAGGCAUUGGUUAUGUUACACUGGCCCUAAAUAUUUGUGUACUUUCUUAUUAUAGUAUUUUUGCCAUGGUACCUCUAGUCUAUAUGUUUUCCUCUAUGCAGCCAACAUUGCCCUGGGGCUGUGAAGGUUUCAAGAAAUGGGCCACAAAUUUAACGGAGGAUGAGGAGAUAAAUCUUUGUAAUUUAUAUGUACAAAACGAAACAGUGUCUGAUAAUUCGACUAAUUCCAGGUUUAUUAACCAUCAUAUACCCUCAGUGUUGUAUUUCAAAACUCUUUUCAAUGACAUAAAUCUAUUUAGUUUCGAAGAUGUUGAUUUCUCCAUGUCAUGGCAAUUGAUUUUAUGUGCCAUUUUAGUAUGGGCCUUAGUGACUUUUAUUAUUUAUAAAUUCUUCAAUACUGAAAUGCUCGGUCAAAUUAUCCGUUACACCGUUUGGACAUUAGUCGGUCUUUUGGUAUUGUUUUUAAUACGCUUCAGCUUUUUACCCGGUUCUGGUCGUGUAUAUCGUCGUGUUAUCAUACCCACUUGGAGAGAUAUCGUAAAUGGUAUUUGCUCCAUACCAAUUUAUGGUCUAUCCGCCUUUGGUCCCGGUUGGGGCCUCUUCAUAACACUGUCCAGUUUUAAUAAAUUCAAAACGAAUAUUAUGAAACAGAGUUGGUUAAUUGGUCUCGGGCAGUUGGGCAUAAUUAUUGGUUUGGAUUUGUUGGCCAAUUUUACGGAACAAUAUUUUGGAGAAGCCACAGAUUUCAACUACUAUACUGAGGUGGAGCAUGUUUGGGUUUUAUAUUUAUCAUCCGGCAGUGCUAUGUCCCAUAUGGCAUGGGCCAACUUGUGGUCAAUGCUAUUUUAUUUUAUGCUGUUUUUGGCGGCCAUGCUUUUAAUUAUCAUCCAAUUAUAUUCCAUAUUGACCACCAUUUUCGAUGAGUUUGUGGCCUUGAGAGAACGCAAAGUUGAAGUUUGUAUGGGUCUUAUAGCCGCUACAGCAGCCAUUUCUUUAUACUUCACCUCAAAUCAUGGCGUGACAUAUUUCACCGCCCUUUCGACCGAUACCUAUAUCACACAAACCGCCAUUAAUUUACUGUUACUCUUGAUUGUUCUGUGGAUUUAUGGGCGGGUACGUUUCCAACGUGACAUAGAAUUUAUGAUAAAUGAGCGUUUCUCCACAUGGAAAAUUAAUAUUCUGCGAUUUGUGGCACCUUUGGGAAUGUUGCUGGCUCUGGCUUUGGGCAUACAAAUUGCCUUUUGGGAGCAUUAUUUCUCCACUUUAAUCAUCGAUUUGUAUUCCAUACUAAUGAUUGUAGUACCUUGGUUAAUAAUACCCGGUUAUGCCAUCUAUUGUAUGAUCAAAACAAUGGGUACGAUUAAAACUCGUUUCUCAAGAUGUUGUCGCCCGACCGACUGGUAUCCCGUUGAAGCCGAUCAUCGUCAAGAGUAUGAAAAAUCUAUGGGAAAUACCGACAUUACUCACACAUUAAAUGAUGAGAAGGAUGAAGAAGUGAUUUGAUUUGAUGUUUUGAAACUUCUUAAGUUUUAUGUUUUUUGUUUUUAAAUUAAAUAUCAGUAUUUUCAUAAUUAUUUACUGCUAAAGAAACGAAAAUCUUUAGAGAUUUUCAUUAGAAUUUUGUGCUUAAAUAUUAGUGUAUUAAAUAUUUGGUAUUAUAAAUAUUACCAUAUGGAUGUGUCAAAAGCUAAAAGGCCUAACUCCACUUCUCAAUUUUGUUAUAUUACUAUCUAACUGAUCUGUA